Papaver somniferum (opium poppy) is the source of this 555-nucleotide messenger RNA. RefSeq lists its product as uncharacterized. NCBI's taxonomy places the organism in Eukaryota, Viridiplantae, Streptophyta, Magnoliopsida, Ranunculales, Papaveraceae. The record is from RefSeq and is a predicted model, not a curated record. The coding region runs from base 1 to 555 and encodes 184 amino acids. The transcript has a single exon.
AUGUCCACUAAACCUAUUAUCUCUUCUUCAAGCUCUCCUAGUUUAUCUUUUUCAACCUCUCCUAGUUUAUCUUCUUCAAUCAUUACACGUUCACCAUAUUCCGAUGUACCAUUUGCCCAGCUUCAAAAUGCUAUUACAGCAAAACUUGAAGGAUCCAAUUAUCUGUUAUGGAAGGCACAAUUUCUUCCCUUUCUCCAGGGCUAUGACCUUGGAAAAUUUGUUAAUGGUUCACACAACUGUCCACCUGUUCUAACUCCUGAAGGAACACCAAACCCAUUAUUCGCUCACUGGAUCCAUAGGGAUAAACUCAUUCUUGGAUGGAUUUUCUCAACCCUCACCCAACCCAUUCUUGCCAAAGUUCACACAUGUGUUUCAUCUGCUGAAGCAUGGGCAUCUCUUGACAAGUUCUUUGCUUCUAAAACAGAAGCAAAUCUGCUCCACUUAAAACGGGAACUACAGCACAUCAAGAAAGGAAAUCAAACCAUGGUUGAUUAUCUUGCUCGUGCAAAACAACUUUAUGAUGAUAUUGUUGCUGUUGGACAUACCAUAUCAUAA